AUGGGACAGGUAAAGAGUCAGUUUAGUGAAGAUGAGCUUCAGGAUUAUGAAGAUUUGACAUACUUUACGAAGAAAGAAAUUUUGUACGCACACAAGAAGUUUAAGAAUCUCGCCCCUGAGAAAGUGGGACACAACAAGAAUGCGAAGCUAUCGAUGAGCAAAGUUCUGGAGUAUCCAGAACUGAAGGCCAAUCCCUUCGGAGACAGAAUCUGCAAGGUGUUUAGCUCGAGCAACGACGGCGAUAUAACGUUCGAAGAUUUUCUUGACAUGAUGUCCGUGUUUUCGGAUGCUGCACCGAAAUCGGUGAAGGCUGAGCACGCCUUCCGCAUCUAUGAUUUUGAUGGAGACGAUAUGAUCGGUAGGAACGAUCUGAAGCAAGUCAUUCAACGACUGGUGGAUUACAAUUCCGAUCUUGGGCAUAGCGAUAUUGAUCAGCUCAUCAAUAACAUCCUCGAAGAAGCUGAUUUAGAUGAUGAUGGUGCACUGUCGUUUGCUGAAUUUGAGCACAUUAUCGACAAAUCGUCUGAUUUCAUAAAGUGACACAAGCACGCACAUUACUCAAACAAAUGUUCGAAUGUACUACUAGCGCGAAACAUAUAG
This is a messenger RNA of Anopheles maculipalpis, 600 nucleotides long. Its product is annotated as calcium and integrin-binding protein 1-like. The record is from RefSeq and is a predicted model, not a curated record. Gene Ontology annotation, molecular function: calcium ion binding. NCBI's taxonomy places the organism in Eukaryota, Metazoa, Arthropoda, Insecta, Diptera, Culicidae. The transcript is spliced from 5 exons.